Messenger RNA from Malurus melanocephalus (red-backed fairy wren), 3572 nucleotides. RefSeq names its product dimethylglycine dehydrogenase (gene DMGDH). The record is from RefSeq and is a predicted model, not a curated record. The transcript is spliced from 16 exons. Gene Ontology annotation, molecular function: protein binding; oxidoreductase activity. The coding region runs from base 1 to 2592 and encodes 863 amino acids. NCBI's taxonomy places the organism in Eukaryota, Metazoa, Chordata, Aves, Passeriformes, Maluridae. Gene Ontology annotation, cellular component: mitochondrion.
AUGAGUGCGGUGCUGCAGGGAGCGCUGCGGCGGCUGCGGCCCCCCCGCCGGCCCGGGCCCCUCGGCGCGGCGGCCCUGCGGCCCCUCAGUGCCCAGGGGCGGAAAGAAACCUCGUCUCCUUCCUUAGGGAAAGACAGAGCAGACACAGUGAUUAUUGGAGGUGGUUGUGUUGGUGUGAGUCUAGCCUAUCACUUGGCUAAAGCUGGCUUGAAGGACGUUGUUCUGCUAGAAAAAUCUGAGCUCACUGCAGGAUCUACCUGGCAUGCAGCUGGUUUAACGACUUAUUUUCAUCCUGGAAUAAACCUGAAGAAAAUCCAUGCUUACAGCAUCAAACUCUAUGAGAAGCUGGAAGAAGAGACUGGACAGCCUGUGGGGUUUCAUCAGCCUGGCAGUAUCAGAAUUGCUUCAACUCCUACUAGGGUGGAUGAAUUCAAAUACCAAAUGACUCGUGCUGGUUGGCACCCAACAGAGCAGUAUCUAAUCACUCCUGAAAAAGUGCAAGAGCUAUUUCCCUUAUUGAACAUGGAUAAGGUUUUAGCUGGCCUGUAUAACCCUGGAGAUGGUCAUAUUGAUCCCUAUUCUCUAACUAUGGCCUUGGCUGCAGGAGCCAGAAAAUACGGUGCUCAAUUAAAUUAUCCUGUCCAAGUGACUAAUCUGAAAUCCCGAUCAGAUGGAACAUGGGAAGUUGAAACUCCACUUGGAACAAUUCAAGCCAAGAGAAUUGUGAAUACUGCAGGCUUCUGGGCCCGUGACAUAGGCAAGAUGAUUGGCCUGCAACACCCUCUCAUACCUGUUCAUCAUCAGUAUGUUGUGACAUCGACUGUCCCUGAAGUGAAAGCCUUAAAAACAGAAUUGCCUGUGAUUCGUGACUUAGAAGGGUCCUAUUAUCUAAGGCAAGAAAGGGAUGGUCUUUUAUUUGGUCCAUAUGAAAGUGAGGAGAAGAUGAAGCUGCAGGACUCAUGGGUAACAAAUGGAGUCCCACCAGGUUUUGGAAAAGAACUUUUUGAGUCUGAUUUAGACAGAAUAAUGGAGCAUAUUGAGGCUGCUAUGGAAAUGGUCCCCAUUUUGAGAAAAGCAAACAUCGUAAACACAAUUGCCGGUCCCAUCACCUAUUCUCCAGACAUUCUUCCUAUGGUGGGACCACAUCAGGGUGUCAGAAAUUACUGGGUAGCUAUUGGUUUCGGGUAUGGCAUYAUACAUGCUGGUGGCAUGGGAAAGUACCUCAGUGACUGGAUCCUUGAGGGGGAACCUCCAUUUGACCUGAUAGAAGUAGAUCCAAACCGCUAUGGAAAGUGGACCACUACAGAAUACACAGCAGCCAAAGCAAGAGAAUCUUAUGGCUUUAAUAAUAUUGUUGGUUACCCUAAAGAAGAAAGGUUUGCUGGGAGACCAACAGAGAGAACCAGUGGGCUGUACGAUUUGCUAAAGUCAAAAUGUUCAAUGGGCUUUCAUGCAGGAUGGGAGCAACCUCAUUGGUUCUACAAACCUGGAGAUGAGACUGGAUACAAACCCAGUUUUCGGCGCACAAAUUGGUUUGACCCUGUGGGUCGUGAGUAUAAACAGGUUAUGGAAAAAGUUGGUGUGAUUGACCUAUCACCAUUUGGCAAGUUUAAAGUAAAAGGCACAGAUUCUGUUAAGCUGCUUGAUCAUCUAUUUGCAAAUGUUGUUCCAAAGGUGGGUUCCACAAAUAUAAGCCAUAUGUUAACACCAAGAGGAAAAGUUUAUGCUGAACUAACUGUCUCUCAACUGUAUCCUGGAGAAUUCAUGCUUGUAACUGGAUCAGGAUCAGAACUUCAYGAUCUGAGAUGGAUAGAAGAGAAAGUAACAAGAGGCGGAUACAAAGUUGAAAUAGAAAACAUGACAGAUGAAAUGGGAGUACUUAGUGUAGCAGGUCCAUAUGCACGACAGGUCCUCCAGAAGUUGACAAAUGAAGAUCUAAGUGACAGUUCAUUUAAGUUUCUCCAGUGUAGACGWCUGAAACUUUCCAAUAUUGCUGUUACUGCCAUUAGGAUAUCUUACACAGGUGAAUUGGGCUGGGAGCUCUACCACAGAAAAGAAGAUUCUGUACCUCUUUACAAUGCAAUCAUGGAGGCUGGCCAAAAAGAGGGAAUUGAUGACUUUGGAACGUAUGCUCUAAAUGCAUUAAGGCUGGAAAAGGGUUUCCGAGCCUGGGGAGCAGAGAUGAACUGUGACACUAACCCCUUGGAAGCUGGACUGGAAUAUUUUGUAAAGCUAAACAAGGCAGCAGAUUUUACAGGAAAACAAGCACUGAAGCAUAUUAAAGAAAAGGGGCUCAAACGACGACUGGUAUAUCUCACUGUGGAAACAGAUAAUGUUGAUCCAGAGGGAAAUGAAAGUGUGUGGCAUAAUGGCAAGGUUAUUGGCAAUACCACAUCUGGAUGUUUCAGCUAUGGUGCUCAGCAGAGUCUGGCUUUUGCAUAUGUUCCCAUGGAAGUCAGCAAAGUUGGACAGAAAUUGGAAGUUGAACUUUUAGGCAAAAAUUAUCCAGCAACCAUUAUACAAGAGCCACUGGUGCUGACUGAACCAACAAGAGUGCGCCUUCAGAGAAAGGGUGAAAGUCCCAAAAUAUAAACACAGAUGAGGAUACAGCAAAUUGUGCAGUAGGAAAUAGUACCAUUAACAUGCAUAAAAUUAAGAUAAUUGAACUAUUCAGGUUUGUUAAUUGCUAAAUACAAGAUCUUUAUUGCCAUACACAAGUGAGAAAUUCAACUGUGUAACUUCCUACUUGCUUGUAUGCACGGUUCGCGUUAGAGAGCUGAGCAGAGCUGAUUAACCACUGUGUGUUCUGCUUCCCAGUACCACUUGUGAGCAGAAAGUGGCAGUGAAUGAGUACCUCAUUGAUUCACKUUCCUCCCCCAUUGACUGCAGCUCUGCAUUAAUCUGUAUGAGAAAGGUGCUCUUGAUGCUGUCCAAUAUCAAAUUCCUCACCCUCCUCAGCAAUCAAAGUUUCUCCUCUGCCUGCCCUUGGGGUAAAGUAGCUUAUCCUAGCUUCUUUACARCAUGAAGAGCCAACUUACUAUAAAAUCAUAUCACUAGUUCUACACAGAAUGCUUCAUAAGGAAUUGAAAGACAUCCCAUCAACCAUUAAAAAUAAUAAAGGUAUUAUUAAAGGCAAACUAACUCUUGAAAUUUUUCUCUGUGUGUCAGCAUGGCAGAAAUUCUCAUAGAAGACCACAAUCUAUCUCUUUGCAAUGCAACAGUUAUAAGCAGUCUGUUCUUCACUAUUUUACAUAAAUUAUCUGUCAGAUUACAUGUAAUAUUCUACAACAAACAGURCAUUACUGUUCAAUUUCUGAACAAAGCUUAAAUUACAGAUGUCGCUUAUAAAAUCUGAAGUGCUAGAUUGCCGCCAAAGAUGGUCAAGUUUAUCCUUGUUGUUAAUUAUAUGAAGCAACAGUAAGAGCCAUAUUAUUACACAGAAAUAUUAAUAAAAAAGUCAUUGAAUUCACAGCAAAGGAGCUUUAUUGAGUAUUAAAUAUUCAAUAACCCAAGUAAGAAGGAUUGGGAUAGUGUAUAUGAUGGGAACACACUAAAUUAAUAAAACAUUCUUC